GCGGUAAUUAUCGGUGGAAAAUGGCGUUGCGCCAUUAAGUCGCCCGAGCGCUACCUGCCAUUGGCGGGGCACCUGGGAUUGAUGAGGCGCGGCGGCCAAUGAGACGGCGAGGAGCGAGCACACGGGCUCCAGUUAAAGGGGGCGGAAGAGGAGGUAGAGCCAGUCCACGGAGAAACAGGGACCCUCCGCGAUAAAGACGAGGCGAGCCCAGAGAAAUAAACACAUACCCAAUCGGAACGGCGAAAUUUUUUUUUUCUUCCUCCCCGAGAUGCUCCCGACUACUUUCGCUCCUACGCAGAAGGACACCUAGUAAGAUAAUUAUUUAAUUUCUUCCAGUGUGCCAUUAUUCUUUUUUCUUUUUUUUUAAAAAAACGCAACCAACUGUCGCAGUCCAGAGGAGGGGGACACGGAAACUCUUCACUUCGUUACAUUUGGAUUUUCCCCCCAGUCACAAGUUAAUUUAAAUUCCGCUGUUCGAUAAGCAGAGCUGAUUUUUCCUCCUCUCUCCCCCCUCUCAUGGUCGGAGCAACGUUUUGAAUCACACCUGAUAUGGUGUUUCCAAGGUUGGAAGUUGAAGCGUUGCGCACCAGCAUUUGAUUUUUUUUUUUCUUCUUCUUCUUUUCUUUUUGUCUUGUAACUUAUUCCCUCCGAAAGCUGCACUGAUUCGAAACACACACAAAAAAAGAAAUUUCUUUUUCUUUCUUUGCUGAAACCAUGUUACUGGAUGCCGGCCACCAGUUCCCCGGACUGGGAGUGGGCUCGUUCGCCCGGCAUCACUCGACGAGCGAGAUGCAGGAGAGAGACUUGAGUUUGGCACAGAACAGCUUCGUAGACUCCGCGCACAUGGGCGCGUUUAAGCUCAACCACGACCUCUCGCCGGGACAGAGCUCUGCCUUCUCCAGCCAGGCGCCGGGCUACCCCGCCGCGGCGCUGGGCGCUCACGCCGCCCAUGUCACGUCGUACGCGAGCUCGCCGUUCAACUCCACCCGGGACUUUCUCUUUCGCAGCCGCGGCUUCGGAGAAUCCUCUCCGGCGAGUGGCCAGCACGCUAUUUUUGGCCCCGCGGCGGGGUCCCUCCAUCACUCCCACACAGACUCUCAGGGCCACAUCUUGUUCCCCGGGAUCCACGAGCAGCACGGCUCCCACGGGUCCCCGAACGUGCUCAACGGGCAAAUGAGGCUCGGACUACCCGGCGAAGUUUUCGGACGCUCCGACCAGUACCACCAGGUCUCCAGCCCGAGGACCGACCCGUACUCGGCGGCGCAGCUGCACAACCAGUACGGCUCCAUGAAUAUGAACAUGGGCAUGAACAUGGCAGCCCACCACCACCCCGGUGCCUUUUUCCGCUACAUGAGGCAGCAGUGCAUCAAGCAGGAGCUCAUCUGCAAGUGGAUCGACCCCGAGCAGCUCAGCAACCCGAAGAAGUGCUGCAACAAAACUUUCAGCACCAUGCACGAGCUGGUCACGCACGUCUCCGUGGAGCACGUCGGCGGCCCGGAGCAGACGAACCACGUCUGCUUCUGGGAGGACUGCGCCCGCGAGAGCAAACCGUUCAAGGCGAAAUACAAACUGGUCAACCACAUUCGGGUGCACACCGGCGAGAAGCCGUUCCCGUGCCCCUUCCCCGGCUGCGGCAAGGUCUUCGCACGGUCGGAAAACUUGAAGAUACACAAGAGAACGCACACAGGAGAGAAGCCGUUCCAGUGCGAGUUCGAGGGCUGCGACAGAAGGUUCGCAAACAGCAGCGACCGAAAGAAACACAUGCACGUUCACACGUCGGACAAGCCUUACCUCUGCAAGAUGUGCGACAAGUCCUACACGCACCCCAGCUCCCUAAGAAAACACAUGAAGGUCCACGAAGCCUCUCCACCAGCGUCCGACUCCUCACCAGCAGCCAGCUCCGGGUAUGAGUCCUCCACGCCCCCGGGCCUGGUGUCCCCCACCACCGAGACCCAGAGCAACACCACCAUGUCCCCAGCCUCGGCUGUCCACAACACCACCAGUCACAGCGGCCUGUCCUCCAAUUUCAGUGAAUGGUAUGUUUAGGACUAUAUGAGACGAAGGGAAAAAAAUGAAGCCACACACACACACACACACACACACACACACACUUUUUUCUGUUUCACAGCACUGGAUGGCAUCCAGCAGGAGAUUUUUUUUUUGUGGGGGACACACAAGUGCACACAAGAGGCACACACUAAAACAUUUUGUUUAUUUUCUAUUUUGUUACUUUCUGCUCCGCCAGGGGAAGACAAUGAUUAUCCGCCAGAGGAAAAAAUAUGUAAAAUAGUCGAGGUUGUAUUUCAUAUUGUAAAUAAUUAUUAAAAAGCCCACCCCCCCCCCCCCC
Molecule: messenger RNA, 2347 nt
Organism: Scophthalmus maximus (turbot)
Lineage: Eukaryota; Metazoa; Chordata; Actinopteri; Pleuronectiformes; Scophthalmidae
Gene: ptprjb.2
Product: zic family member 2 (odd-paired homolog, Drosophila), a
Exons: 3
Coding region: 715-2046 (443 amino acids)
Biological process (GO): regulation of transcription by RNA polymerase II; central nervous system development
Cellular component (GO): nucleus
Molecular function (GO): RNA polymerase II cis-regulatory region sequence-specific DNA binding; DNA-binding transcription factor activity, RNA polymerase II-specific
Source: RefSeq, a predicted model, not a curated record